GUUGGUGAGAAGAACCUAGGAACUCUGGUAGAGAAGAGCUUGAGAAAUAAUCCCCGAGCGAUGGAUCCCACAGUUGCCCAGCAAGCGCCAAUGGCCGUUCCGUCCAGCCCAUCCCUGCCCUGCUCUCUCUUGUCUGGGAACAUGGGCUGGAGCCGCAACGUUGUCUCUGGCUGGCAACGGGCUGCGACACACAGAAUACCAUGGAUAAAGCCAGGCCAGAGAUGGGCGAACUUCAGUGAGGUGCAGCGUCCCCGGUGCCGGUCAGCCUCCCUUGCUUUCAAGCGGCAUCUGGAGAACAGAGAUCAGGAGCCCAAUUCCAAGCACUUCCUCUCAGAGGACAAGAUGGCCGCCCGCUUUAACUCCCUGAGCCUGGACAACGACCACGUCUACAGUUCCAACGGCUUCCCUGUUCACGAUGACGACCCCCAAUGGCAGCAGGCCUACACACGAUUGAAAGAGCUGCAGCAGAGGCUGUCCCAAGAGGGAGCAGGUGAAGAAACCAGCUCAGCCGAGGAGAAUGAGCUCAACAAUGUCAUUGUGGAUGGGGAAUUCAUCAUGGGAGAUUGCCCCAUGCUGACGCCUCCUUCCCUGUUGCAAGGGGGGCUUGGAGGAGUCAGCAUCAUACCUGAAGAGGUGUUUCUCGCUCUGAACCCUUGUACAGAGGUUGUCUUGUGGAGUCCCCACAGUAACUCCAGCCUGCAAACCAUCCGGACAUUGAUGGCUCUCCCAUCUUCCUUGAGCUCUUCUGCACAGCCUCAGCAAGACACGGUGGCAAUACUAGAGGAAAUGGAAAUAUGAGCUUUCGUCCAUCUUGUCCAACUUCCCUUUGAAGCAAAACUCACUCUUCCAGUCUCCCAUCAGACUUUCAACAACUGGCGCCAUUAACCAGCCUCACAAGUUUGGGCGCAAACAUUUCAUGGCAGUAGAGCUGCACUCCACAUUUUCGAUCGACUGCAAUAAUUCUCUUUUCUCCACUAGAUGUAAAGCAUAUAAGCAAUGGUUUCUGGUGUAUGUAUUGUCGUGUUUUGCUAUUUCCUCUUCCAAUAUACUAGCCCGUACUAAGGGCACAAUCCGAUGGAUAUUUAGACAAAAGUCCUACAACUCCCAGCAUUCCCCAGCCAGCAUUGCUAGCAGGGGAAUGUUGGGAUUUGUAGGAAUUCGUUUUGUCUAAAUAUGCAUAGGGUUGCUCUAAAAGUCCAACGGGUGUCAUGAGGUGCUAGGACUCAACUUGCAAUAUGUACAUUUAAAGUAGAAUUUUCAGAAUGGCCUUUCUAAUCUCCUCUUUUAUAUAUUAUCACAGAAGCGAGAUUUCAACUUCCAUCCAAAAAGAGAGGAAAUUCAACUUCGUUUUCUCAUGACCUCUCUCAAGACAAAGCCUUCCAAACCUUUUAUUCCCACUGCAUCUCCAUAUGGCCUGAUAUCCAAGUGUUACUCCAUAUAGCAUCAACAGGGGGCACUGUGACAAAUCCUUCCUG
Elgaria multicarinata webbii is the source of this 1475-nucleotide messenger RNA. RefSeq names its product host cell factor C1 regulator 1 (gene HCFC1R1). The record is from RefSeq and is a predicted model, not a curated record. The transcript has 6 exons. NCBI's taxonomy places the organism in Eukaryota, Metazoa, Chordata, Lepidosauria, Squamata, Anguidae. Bases 61 to 798 code for a protein of 245 amino acids.